GCCGGCGAAGGGGGCGGCACGGCGCGGGGGCGCGCGGUGACCGUUGGCGCUGAGGGGAGGAGGCAGGAGGAGCUGCCGCCGCCGCCGCCGCCGCCGCCGUCGCCGCCGCCGCUGCCGCCGCCGUUGCGCAGAUCCGGGCUGGGGCUGUGGAGAGGGCGACGGGAGCUUGUGACCUUCCGGAGGAGGGAGCGAGGCCCAGGCCCGGGGGGGCACACGGAGCAGCGCCGCCGCCAUGAACAACUCGGGGGCCGAUGAGAUCGGAAAGCUCUUCGUGGGUGGCCUUGACUGGAGCACAACGCAAGAAACGCUGCGCAGCUACUUUUCCCAAUAUGGAGAAGUUGUAGACUGUGUUAUCAUGAAAGAUAAAACAACCAACCAGUCUCGAGGCUUUGGGUUUGUCAAAUUUAAAGAUCCCAAUUGUGUGGGAACAGUGCUGGCCAGCAGACCACAUACAUUAGAUGGCCGCAAUAUUGACCCAAAGCCAUGCACACCUCGGGGAAUGCAGCCAGAAAGAACACGACCAAAGGAAGGAUGGCAGAAAGGUCCUAGGAGCGAUAACAAUAAAUCAAACAAAAUUUUUGUUGGAGGGAUCCCUCACAAUUGCGGCGAGACGGAGCUCAGGGAAUACUUCAAGAAAUUUGGAGUGGUCACUGAAGUUGUCAUGAUCUAUGACGCAGAGAAGCAGAGGCCUCGAGGUUUUGGAUUUAUUACUUUCGAGGACGAACAAUCAGUGGACCAGGCUGUCAACAUGCAUUUUCACGACAUCAUGGGCAAAAAAGUGGAGGUAAAACGUGCAGAACCUCGAGAUAGCAAAAGCCAAGUCCCAGGACAGCCGGGUGCCAGCCAGUGGGGAAGCAGGCUCAUGCCAAAUGCUGCCAAUGGUUGGGCAGGUCAGCCCCCUCCUACUUGGCAACAGGGAUAUGGCCCACAAGGAAUGUGGGUGCCAGCAGGGCAAGCUAUUGGUGGUUAUGGGCCGCCUCCGGCAGGAAGGGGAGCUCCACCUCCACCUCCUCCUUUUACCUCAUACAUUGUAUCCACGCCUCCAGGAGGGUUUCCCCCUCCCCAAGGCUUUCCACAGGGGUAUGGUACCCCUCCUCAGUUCAGUUUUGGCUAUGGACCUCCACCACCUCCACCUGAUCAAUUUGCCCCUCCGGGAGUGCCUCCUCCACCUGCCACUCCAGGGGCAGCACCGCUAGCUUUCCCACCACCACCAUCUCAGGCAGCUCAGGACAUGAGCAAACCCCCAGCGGCCCAGCCCGAUUUCCCUUAUAGUCAGUAUGCAGGUUACGGACAGGACUUGAGUGGCUUUGGACAGGGUUUCUCAGAUCCCAGCCAGCAACCCCCCUCCUACGGAGGACCCUCGGUGCCCGGAUCAGGUGGCCCACCUGCAGGAGGAAGUGGUUUUGGACGAGGACAGAACCAUAACGUGCAAGGAUUUCACCCUUAUAGACGCUAGCCUGGGCUAGAAAUCAGGGAAUUCUGUCCACAAUGGGAUAUCUGGUACCAGCUGAAACCGGGAAUUCCAAACUUGUGAACUUGUGACAAUCACAUACUUGAUGGAGAACAACUUAAUAAACCAUUUGGGGGGUGGGUGGGGAGGUGGGGAGGGGCGAAUGGCUUUUGAAGGCAAAGCUGUGGGUGUUUGGACUGCAGUUUUUAAAUAUAUUCCUUUCUCUAGCCCAUCAGCACAAAUAAAACAAAACGUCACUGGUUCAAACUACAGGGUUUUAAAAAAAGUCUUCAGCUUUAAUUCAGAACUUCAGGUUUCUUUUUUUCUUUCUUUUUUUUCCUUUUCUUUUUUUAAAAAAUGAUUCUUCCUGAGCCUUUUGUUUUACCGUAUAUUGUAAACUUUUAUGUUUAAAGAAAAAAAUAUACAUUUACAGAUUGUGAAAUUUUUAAGAGAAAUUUUCUACUAUGUAUGCUGGCUUAUUUUUUAAUUUAAUACAGGGUUUCCGUUAGUUCUGGUGGAAGUGAGGGUCAGUUUUAAAGCCCUUACUCCUGGCUUUGGGGGUUGGGGCAGUUGGUCCAGAAACUCUGGGAGUUCAAAGAAGAAAUCUACUGAGUUUGGUUGUGGUUUUGCUUUUGCCACCUGACUAACUGUGGUAGCAUUGCAGGCGUGUUGAUGCGCACAGGGUCACUUAGGAAGGGCACAGGCAUUUCAAUCUGUGCUUCAAAACUUUUAAAUCCGGUUUGUGGAUUUCAUUGGGGGGUCAUGGAGGCCUUGGUGAGACGUAGAUUUUCCUCAGGCGGAAAGUUCUGGUGCAUUUUGCACUAACCAGUGAUUACCCCUGGUUUGAAUAAAGAAAAGUACAUUUGGAUUAGAAA
This is a messenger RNA of Sarcophilus harrisii (Tasmanian devil), 2325 nucleotides long. RefSeq names its product DAZ associated protein 1 (gene DAZAP1). The record is from RefSeq and is a predicted model, not a curated record. Lineage: Eukaryota; Metazoa; Chordata; Mammalia; Dasyuromorphia; Dasyuridae. Gene Ontology annotation, cellular component: cytoplasm. The coding region runs from base 233 to 1456 and encodes 407 amino acids. Gene Ontology annotation, molecular function: RNA binding. The transcript has 12 exons.